AUGGGAUUCUUCAAGAAGCGGGUAUGUCGGGUACUCAAGGGCAUAAAUCCUCCUCCGAUGUUGCUUGUGUCCACGGACGGACAUGUAACUCACUCAAGCGACGUACUCUACGCAACGCCGACCCACCCCGACCAGAUCGUCCCGAUCGAGUCGGACGGCGAGGUAGCCGUCGAGGACGAGAGACGGCACGUGAUGGCCUUAGUGAAGAUCAAGCCAAGUGGUUUGACGUUCGGAUGCAUCCUGACGGUUGUAGAGGACCGGUGGGUGCUCACUGCUGCGAGCUGCUUGGAUUCUAUCGAAGAGGUCGACUCUCUAGACAACUUUGUCAUAAUGGACAACUACGACGCCCUCAACAAGGGUCGAUCUCACGCCGUGACCGAUGUGCGGGUACAUCCCCUCUACGAGGGCGGCAACAAGUCUUACGACCUGGCGCUGCUGCGGAGUGAGGACGGGCUGGGCAGGCCCCCGGUCAAGAUGGCGUCGCUUUUGGAUUACUUCAAGCUGCCGAUGGGGGAGGCGGGGAAUAUACUGGGCUUUGGGAGGUUUAGAACAAUAGACCAGAGCGUACCACAGCAAAUCCACUCCGCUGUCGUCCACAUCCUCCCCUCCUCGCACUGCAUACCCCCCGAUUCCCUGACCCUGGAGCGCCACCUGAUCCCGCUCGAGCCUGUAGGGCACGGGCGCUGCGGUCUCGCGCCGCUCUGUCUCGGCGUGCUGCACGCGCGCGGCGCGCCGUGCAACUUCUGCGCAGGCGCGCCGCUUCUGCGCGCGGGCACGCUGCUCGGCGUCAUGGCGGACAACGAGCAGUGCGGCGCGGCGUGCGAGCCGGCGCUUUAUGCUAACGUCGCCGCACAUCAACAAUGGAUAUACGCUAGUGUUAGCUAG
Cydia strobilella is the source of this 885-nucleotide messenger RNA. RefSeq names its product thrombin-like enzyme contortrixobin. The record is from RefSeq and is a predicted model, not a curated record. Gene Ontology annotation, biological process: proteolysis. The coding region runs from base 1 to 885 and encodes 294 amino acids. The transcript is spliced from 4 exons. Gene Ontology annotation, molecular function: serine-type endopeptidase activity. Lineage: Eukaryota; Metazoa; Arthropoda; Insecta; Lepidoptera; Tortricidae.